AUGUCGGACAACACAGACCCAAACACCAAGGACGGCAAGGCGGCACCUUCCGUCCUCACCUCCAAGUUUGCCAAACUCAACCCUUUCUCCAAGACGGGCGCCUCCGAUCCUGAAGGAGGCGGAGACAAUCUCGGUGAAGAAGUCGAGUUUGACUCGAUCGCCGGUGGUGGUCAUGCGGCUCGACGAACCAAGAUCACCAAAUCCGAGCUUCGAGUUAGUCACGCUCUCAGGCAGUUCCUUGUCGAUGAGAAACUCAUUUCUCCUGCCGAUGCACAGCUCGAUGACCCGCAGGCUUCGAGCUCGGAUGCGCUCAAGGCGCUUGUCGAUCAGUCCCACAUCGACGUUCCCGAAUACGUUCGCGAUCGUAGCAGACCUCUGAGCGAGUACUUUGUCAGCUCGUCGCACAACACGUACCUGCUUGCGCACCAGCUCUAUGGCACUUCGUCGGCUAUCGCGUACGAGCACGUGCUGGUAACCGGCGCGAGAUGUGUAGAGAUCGACGCUUGGGACAACGAUGACGAUCCACAGGAACCAAAAGUGACGCACGGAUACACUUUGGCCUCUCACAUCCCCUUCCGCGCCGUGUGCGAGACGAUGAAGCAAGCCAUCCAGAAGGAGGAGGAGGAAGCGCAACGAGAUCAGAGCUUCAAAGUCGCACCUGUGCUAUUGUCGCUCGAAAACCACUGCGGCCAUGCCGGCCAGCAAAGGUUGGUCGAGAUCAUGCACGAGGUAUGGGGUGACCUUCUCAUCUCCGGACCCGUCGAGAAGAACGAGCCUGCUAGCGAGCAUACCUCUGUCGAACAUCUCGGAGCCAAGAUCGCCGUCAUGGUCGAGUUCCACCUGUCCAAAGAAGCGCCUGUCGCCGAAGCGACCGAGGAAGAUGAUGCCGAGGAGAAGCUCAACAAAGCCAAGCGCAACGAAGCCAAGAAAGCAGGUAUUAUCCCCGAACUCUGCGCUCUCGGCGUCUACGCCCAAUCCGUCAAGCCGGUCAACGACUCCUGGUACACGUCCACGUUGACCAACGGUCCACACGAUCAUCUCAUCAACAUUUCCGAGACUGGUUUGAUCGAUCUUCUUCCCAAACAAGCCACGGCGAUCAAGAAGCACAAUGCGCAACAUCUCAUGCGCGUCUACCCGAAAGGCACGCGCAUCAGCAGUAAGAACCUCAACCCGGUACCGUUCUGGGGAGUCGGUGCCCAGGUGUGCGCUUUGAACUGGCAAACCUUUGAUCACAGCGUCCAGCUCAACGAAGCGCUCUUCUCCGGCUCGGACGGGUACGUCCUCAAACCACCCGGUCUGCGCAUCGAUGGUGAUGGAAACACCUCUCUCGGUCGACACAAACUUACCCUUCACAUCGCCGGUGCAACCGACCUCCCCUUACCCGCUGGCAAAGACGCCGACGAAAUCCGACCCUACGUAACCUGCACCUUGAUCCUACCCUCCGACCUCAAAUCCGAACCCCCUAAACGCAAAACCAAUGCCUACAAACAGCACAAACUCGGCAUCAUCCACAAGGGCGAACAACCCAUCCCCACCGAUCCCCUCUGGAACGAACAACUGGAAUGGGACUUCGAACACGACGAACUCGCUUUCCUCAGGAUCCUCAUCAAGAGCGACGAUAAGUUCGCUAGAAAUCCGCUCUUCGCUGUCGCAGCGGUGAGGUUGGUCUAUGCAGCGCAGGGAUGGAAGUUCAUCAGGUUGCUCGAUUUGAAAGGUAGAGAAACUCAUUCGACCUUGUUAGUCAAGUUUGAUUUGCAGAAGCUAUAG
Molecule: messenger RNA, 1767 nt
Organism: Pseudozyma hubeiensis SY62
Lineage: Eukaryota; Fungi; Basidiomycota; Ustilaginomycetes; Ustilaginales; Ustilaginaceae
Exons: 1
Coding region: 1-1767 (588 amino acids)
Biological process (GO): phosphatidylinositol-mediated signaling; lipid metabolic process
Molecular function (GO): phosphatidylinositol-4,5-bisphosphate phospholipase C activity
Source: RefSeq, a predicted model, not a curated record